This is a messenger RNA of Metarhizium brunneum ARSEF 3297, 1443 nucleotides long. RefSeq lists its product as uncharacterized. Gene Ontology annotation, molecular function: acyltransferase activity. The record is from RefSeq and is a predicted model, not a curated record. Lineage: Eukaryota; Fungi; Ascomycota; Sordariomycetes; Hypocreales; Clavicipitaceae. Gene Ontology annotation, cellular component: endoplasmic reticulum; endomembrane system. Gene Ontology annotation, biological process: phosphatidylinositol acyl-chain remodeling.
AUGCCUGAGUUCGCGGAGAAUGACAGCCCGGAGAGCAAUGCCCCGACCCCAGAGAUUGCUGCAGGGUUCAAGAAUGACGAGAAACAGCCAGCCAACUCAUCACGGUUUGUCCACCCUUCGGGCAAGAGCGGUCAUGGGCUUGGUAUGCAAAUACUACGGGGCAUUGCAUUCACCGUUUACUUUACAUUUUGCUGCUUUGCAAUCGUCGUCACUCAAACUAUCGGUGCCCCAUUGUACUUUAUCAACCGCGAGUGGUUUUACGCAUACAUGGCCAUGACAAAGCAGUCCUUUGCACUCACGAUUACUGUCAUGACUCAUAUUUGGGGCCCUGCUCUCGUUCGUAUUAGCGGUGAUGAGUCUGUAGCUGGACAAAUUUUGGCCACUCCUGGUGGCGGCGUCGAGUUCAAAUUUCCGGAACGCAUGGUUAUGAUUGCAAACCACCAAAUUUACACAGAUUGGCUGUACUUGUGGUGGGUUGGUUAUGCAAAUCGGCCAGGAAUGCAUGGGCACAUCUACAUCAUUCUCAAAGAAUCUCUAAAGUACAUACCAUUCAUAGGAACUGGCAUGAUGUUUUACGGUUUCAUCUACAUGUCGAGAAAGAUGGCUACGGAUCAACCCAGGCUAGCUUAUCGAUUGAACAAACUCAAGCAGAAGAAGAUUGACCCAUCGGGCAGGGCUUAUUUUGACCCCAUGUGGCUUCUUCUGUUCCCGGAAGGCACUAAUCUGUCCAGAAAUGGCCGGAAAAAGUCUUCUCAGUGGGCAGAAAAGAAUGGUCUCAAGGAUCCCGAUCAUGUCAUGUUGCCCCGAAGCACAGGCAUAUUCUUCUGUCUGAAUGAGCUGAAGGAUACAGUGGAUUAUGUAUACGACUGUACUGUGGCCUAUGAAGGAAUACCUCGAGGUAAAUACGGAGAAGAAAUCUUUGGGUUGGCAAGCACAUACUUUCAGGGCCGCCCCCCCAAGUCGGUAAAUCUGUACUGGCGGCGAUUUCGGCUUGCUGACAUCCCCCUCAACGACCAGAAGGAAUUUGACAUCUGGCUUCGGGACCAAUGGUAUAAGAAGGAUGCGUUAAUGGAGGAGUAUCUCAAAAAGGGCCGUUUCCCAGCCUUGACCGGAGGCAAGACCGAGUAUGUUGAGACUGAAGUCAGAACUAGACACCCGUGGGAAAUCUUGCAAGUAUUCACCGUUAUGGGAACCGCUGGGUUGCUGUGGCACAACGUGCGGAAGUUUCUGUCAACAAUCGCAGCCAAAGUGGGCACAAUGACUCGAAAAUCUAACCUCACUGUCUUGAGAGACCUACGACAGAAGAUCUCGCUCGUCUUUGCAGCUAUGAAGUCCCUCGAUAAGACGCUCUCUGUUAGUCAACUACUCCUUAACCCAAUCGCCGGUAAUGACGCCGUCUCUCCUACGCAGGUCGGGUCCAUCCUUCUCCGCGGGCAAACCUAG